AUGUCGGGUCAGAUGACCGGGGCGCUCCCUGGUUUACAGCCCAAUACUGUGUCAGUGUCAGUGCUUGGCCGAAAAAAGGCUGAGCUGGACAAAGAGAAAAGGCGGUCGGAUCGGGGAGAUCUAUGGGCGACUGGAAUUUACGACUCAAUCAGUCGGUCUGGUGCAGAGGGCUUGCCAGGCCAGGGCAUCGCCAGCUCGAUAGACCAAUCAGGCCGUCCUCCUCCUGCUGCUGCUGCAGUCCAAGGUCCAGCCGCAAGAAAGAUGCUUCGUGGGGCCACUGGAAAUGCUAUAAAUACUGGGCGUAUGAAGCACUUUCCAAACCUCACCACCCUUUUAAAAUCUAUUCCUCACCCUCCUCCUCGGACAUCCAAUAGUUCGAACAACAAGAAGCCCAACAAGCCUCCCUCCCUUUUCCAAAACCAAGCACAUCUAAGAACAAUGCGUUUCACCCUUGUUGCCGGAGCGCUUGUCCUGAGUGCUUCCAUCUCAGAAGCGCGCUCUAUCGCUCCCAGUCCAUCGAAGAAUCCUCGUACAACCUCGGUCAGAUUAGAAGCUCUCAACGUGCGCAUUGGGACGCCUCUCCGUAUUUCCAAGAGGGCAUCCGUCCAAGGAGGCGAGUGGAACACAAGCGCAACACAACAAGACACCCUUCCAGAAGUAGAUGCGGCCGACUCCACAUCCACCACGCCCGCAGCUCAUCAUGACCCUCCCACCGAAGCUCAUGAGCCGCCCAAGAGAUCUCAUCCCAAGCCCACCAGUGACGGCUCGCGGGUUCACGAAUAUUCUCAGCAUGAAUCAAGACGACGACGAUCACCUUCGGGUGUCUUCAGGACUACAAUCCCUUCGGUCCCAGCAGCAGUCCGGGAGCCACUUGCCUCGACGGUGGAUGGCAACCUUCCGCAAGCAUCACCCUUGUUGGAAAACAUGCAAUUUACGAUCAAGCCGGUCGACGCUGCAACCAAGCUAUCUAACCAACCCGAAGAAGCGCCAGCCUCGCCUAUCUACACCAUCACCCCGAUCACCUCCGGCAUAACAACCACCAUCGCCCAGAAAGUUAAGCCAAGCUCAGCUGCAAUCAACACGGUUGACCGCGUCAAAGCAAGCGGAGAACCUACCACGGCUCUUCUCCAAGCCAUUGAGCACUACCGAGAGGAUGUGACACAAGAAAGCCCAGCUGGCGCUGACACCCUCAACCACCUCCCCAUUCCACAAGUCGACAGAACCGUCGAAUCUUUCGCCCACGGUGUAUCGAGAACGUCUGCAAAUCUUUCUCCUCUGCAGGAUAACACCCCGACAAUCGGCCCUCUGGGAUCCACUUCCAUCAGCGACACCGACGCAGCCGGCCUAUCAAACCAAUAA
Molecule: messenger RNA, 1359 nt
Organism: Puccinia graminis f. sp. tritici CRL 75-36-700-3
Lineage: Eukaryota; Fungi; Basidiomycota; Pucciniomycetes; Pucciniales; Pucciniaceae
Exons: 4
Coding region: 1-1359 (452 amino acids)
Source: RefSeq, a predicted model, not a curated record